AUGGAUCCCUUUUACCAGAACUCUCCCGGGUUUGUUAACCUAUUAGCUUCUCAGAACACUCAAACAAUAGACUUAGAGUCCCCUGAGAUUCCUAGGUUUAGUAGCCAGACCUCUGAAGAUCCUAAACCCGUGGAAAGGAGGAAGUGGACAACAAAACAAGACACUAUCCUCAUCAGUGCUUGGUUGAAUACCAGCAAGGAUCCCAUAGUGAGUAAUGAGCAGAAGGCAGGAGCGUUUUGGAAGAGGAUAGAGGAGUAUUACAAUUCGAGCCCUCAGCUAACUGGCUUACCCACUAGAGAGGCAAGUCAAUGUAAGCAGCGGUGGGGAAGGUUGAAUGAGCAGGUGUGCAAGUUUGUGGGUUGCUAUGAGGCAGCGGUGAAGGAGCAAGCUAGUGGCCAAAAUGAUAACGAUGUCAUGAAGGCGGCCCAUGACAUCUUCGAAAAUGACUACCACGCAAAGUUCUGCCUUGAACAUGCGUGGAGGGAGCUACGGUUUGAUCAAAAAUGGAGAUCAAACUGUGGAAACAAAGAUGGUGCAAAGGACAAAAGGAAGGAACCUGCGGAGGUGGUGCCUGACUUGGAAGAGGUUAGGCCUCCUGGUGUUAAGGCUUCCAAAGCAGCCAAACGCAAGAAGCAUGGGAAUGAAGCUGCGUAUGAUCAAUUAGAGAGCAUGUUAGUUGUGAAAGAGAACAUAUCCAAACACCGACUCCUUGAACGUCUCCUUGCCCGUAAAGAGACACUAUCUGAAAUAGAAGUGUCUCUGAUGAACAAACUCAUAACCGAAUUGCUUUGA
Molecule: messenger RNA, 792 nt
Organism: Brassica rapa (field mustard)
Lineage: Eukaryota; Viridiplantae; Streptophyta; Magnoliopsida; Brassicales; Brassicaceae
Product: glutathione S-transferase T3-like
Source: RefSeq, a predicted model, not a curated record